AUGACCGUGUUCUUCUCUUCUAUGACAAGCGUUCUGGAAGACCUGGGAUGCCCCGAGUCAGCCGAAGAGAACUUUGACAUGGAGGCCUUUGUCGAAAUGAUGGAGGCCUACGUCCCGGGCUUUGCAGACAUCAACAGUGGGGAAGUUUGCGAAAUGAUGUUUUCCCUCUCAGGAAGACUCUUGCUUCUUGAGCUGACCUGCGCCAAGGCCCUGGCCGCUGAAGCUCCGCUCGCCACCCUUAUAAGGAGGAAUACCACUGCAGGGAAGCUGCUGCUGGUGGCGGAGAGAGUUGUCAAGGCACAGCUGACUCACGGAGGGAAAGGCGCACUCUCCCCCCACACACACACAUGUGCCAAAGCCUGGCACCUGCAUGCUCCGUGCAGGGAGAAACUAGGAGAUUCUCAGCAGCAAGGGGCCAGCCCUUCCCUGGAAAGCCCCCCCCCCCAAACCAGGAAUGCUUGCAGAAACUCAAGAGGCAAUUUUGCUCUGUAUUGUUGCAGGUACAUGAUGGUGGGUAGGGAAGAGGAUCAGAAGACGCACGAGCCAGCCCCGCCAAAGGGGGCUCCCAAGAAGUUGAUUCGCUGCAUUGAUAACCAGGUAGUAAGCACCAAAGGGGAGCGAUACAAGGACAUCCGGAAGCCAGAGAGUGAAGAGAGGAGGAGAACAUACCUCCACCUCAAGCUGGCCAGGAAACAUAAAUUCCACUGACUGACCCGUUCCCGUGCUCCUCCCCGACAACGGCCAUCCCCUCCUGCAGUCACUCCUGAACAAGGGCUGGGACUCCUCCUGCAUCCUGACCCGAGGCUCCUCCUGCCACCCCGGAAGCCGACAGUCUGCACUUGGUCGCAGGACACGCUCCGGGGCACCCAGGAGACGCUGCUGCUCCUCUGGGGCUCAUCUUCCUUGCUUACGGGGAGCUAAGGGACUGGGGGGUCUUCUGCUCUUCUAUAUCAGAAGCCUUAUAAGAAACCUGCAUAAUGUAGAGUCACAUUCACCUAGUAGAAAGCAAAAGCUAACCGCUACGACUGCACCAGGGAAGCAUACUUUCCUCUGGAGCAAAGUACCGUGCAACCUCUGAACACACAUCUAGUAAUUUCACUCACACACACACCCAUUCCUACCAGCAGAUUCAGGAAAGGUCUGCACGGGGAAAUGCACACACACACACGCA
This is a messenger RNA of Gekko japonicus, 1171 nucleotides long. It is a transcript of the gene CUEDC2, whose product is annotated as CUE domain containing 2. The record is from RefSeq and is a predicted model, not a curated record. NCBI's taxonomy places the organism in Eukaryota, Metazoa, Chordata, Lepidosauria, Squamata, Gekkonidae.